This is a messenger RNA of Xenia sp. Carnegie-2017, 1404 nucleotides long. RefSeq names its product malonyl-[acyl-carrier protein] O-methyltransferase-like. The transcript has a single exon. The record is from RefSeq and is a predicted model, not a curated record. Lineage: Eukaryota; Metazoa; Cnidaria; Anthozoa; Malacalcyonacea; Xeniidae. Bases 204 to 995 code for a protein of 263 amino acids.
UGUGUUUUGUGUAUGUAUUAAUAUCUUUAUUUUGUAUAAUUCUUAUUAUUUAGUGUGGUGUCCCUUGUGUGACCGUAGGUGCUGGCUUAUUCAGGUCACAUAAUUUGUUCAACCUGUAAAGGCGUGCCUAAGGUACUUAAUAAGCAUUAAUUGCUUUGUUGUUCGCCACUGCAAAUUGCGAUCUUUUUCAUCAGAGUACAGUCAUGGCAUCUUGUUUGCAAAAAGAGCUUAACUACAAAGAAAUAGCCGAAAUUUAUUCCAAAGUAAAUGAUUUCCAAGUCGAACUUGGAAAAAUGAUGGUAUGUGUAUUGGGCAUAAAGCGUGGAGAUAAAGUUCUUGAUAUCGGUUGUGGCACUGGAGAAAUCACAGCUUAUAUAGCUGACACAGUAACGGAAGAUGGUUUAUGUGUUGGUUUUGAUCCUGACAAGUAUCGUAUUGAAGUUGCAAUGAAAAAGCAUCUUCCUGGUCGGACAAACAUCACUUUCUUUAAUGGCGAUAGCUCCUCUAAAUUUCCUCAUGCUAAUGAAGAAUUUUAUGACUAUGUGCUCUGUUCUGCAGUAUUUCAUUGGAUGAAUGAAGAGGAAAAGCUUGUGUUCUUGAAGGCUGCAUACCUAUCGCUAAGACCUGGAGGAAAAUUGCUUAUACGAAGUCACGAAAAAAAUCCUAACAUGUUAGAACAGACACAAAAGUUAGUUGCUGAUAAUGAUAUAAAUUUUAGUCGUUCACCAUUCAAACUUGUAACGAAAUCAAAGGCUGUAGAAAUGUUGCUGCAAAAUGGCUUCAAAAUACAAUCUGACAGUUAUUUUGAUUUUUUUUAUGUAUUUGAAAGUUUGGAAUGUUAUUUAACUUGGUUUUCUUCAUCAGCGUAUUUAGAUAAGACAAAAUUUUUACCGGAAAAAGUGGGGAAAUUUGCACUUCAAUUUCAGAAGGAUGGGACAGUCCCUUUAAAUGUGACGUUCUACAAAAUCGUUGCCUCAAGACCAACUGGCUUUUAAUGUUCUUUAAUCGCUUAGCAGAACUCGUAUGCUGUUUUGUGUAUUUUCAAGUAAUGUAAUAUAUCGUAUGUUGAAACUUAAUCUCAAUCAUGAAAACAUUGGAUUGUUCCUUGACUUUAUAGUUUGAAAUGUAGCUUGUUAACAUUACAGAAAGUAGUUACAGUUUGAAAUGUUUCUUUCUAAAAACAAUGCAUAACUUAUAGUUAUAACUUACUUGUUGCCAAUGCAUAACGUAUAAUUAUAAUUAGGAAUGGCAACAGUGCAAUCAUGAAUCAUGAUUUGAGAAGUCGCGAUCUUUCUAGAUCUCAUAAGCGCUUUUCGAAAUACAGUUCUAUAAAACUUAUAAACAAUAUUUUUUUCGAUAUCUUGGUAUUUUCAGUAGUAUAUUAUAUUCUCGGUGAACGAAAAA